Arabidopsis thaliana (thale cress) is the source of this 1267-nucleotide messenger RNA. RefSeq names its product Polyketide cyclase / dehydrase and lipid transport protein. Lineage: Eukaryota; Viridiplantae; Streptophyta; Magnoliopsida; Brassicales; Brassicaceae. The coding region runs from base 95 to 715 and encodes 206 amino acids. The record is from RefSeq and is marked reviewed. The transcript has 6 exons.
ACAUACUCUUUAACGCCAUAAGUCUUUACAUUUUCUUCCGCCGGAAAAACAGAUAUCACACAGAAAACACAAACGACGACGAAGAAAGAAGAAGAUGUCUGCAACGGCAAUUCUCUCUGUAAAUAACCCUAAAGACUUAGUCACCGGAUUUGGUAAUCGGACAUUUCAUUCCCGGAGCAACUUUGCUAAACCCAGUUCGAGAUUGUUUCCUUCUUCUUCUUCUCCGAUGAAGCCUUUGACCCUUGCUUCUAGAUUCUCUCCUUUGAUUUCAACAAAUAGAUCCUUUAAAUCUUCAGUCUUCAGGAGAUUUGAUACUCUCAUGGAGUGGCAAGAAUGCAAAGUAAAGAUGAAGGUAGAAGUGCCUGUAUCAGUUGCUUAUGGACUCUACUCGGAACGAGAAUCAAUUCCUAAAUGGAUGACAUUUAUUUCAUCCGUUAAGGUAUUGAAGGACAAACCCGAUUUAUCUCGAUGGACCUUGAAAUAUAAAGCAUUUGGUCAGAAUCUUGAGUACGCUUGGCUUGCUAAGAACUUGCAGCCUCUCCCAAACCAAAAAAUACACUGGAUUUCUCUUGAAGGGCUUCCUAACAAGGGCACUGUCCGGUUUUUCCCGCUAGGACCUUCAUCAUGUGACGUAGAACUAACCUUUGCAUAUGAAGUUCCACUGCUACUUAUACCAUUUGCAGCAGUAAGCAAGCAUUCUUUAUUCAACAUGUGAAAACUGUAUCAAUACUUGAUGAUUUUAGAGAGUGAUUCAACACAACUAAAUGUCUCAAAUCCUAUCUUCUGGUAACAUUUCAUAUUUGCUUUCUUCAGGCGCUUCAACCGCUAAUGCAAGGAUUGAUCAAGAACAGUUUGGAGCAAUUUGCAGAGAUAGCAAAAAGCACAAAGACCACUUAGUUAAACAACACAACAGCAAAACUUAUCCACGACACACAUUAUCACAUUGUUCUUACAGGAGUUUGCACAGAGAAUCAUUGUUGUGAGUCACAACUUGUGACUGUUACCAUAUUGAUUUUUUAUAGAGUGUUCAUGUCAUGCAAAGAAAAAGUUUAUUAUAGUCACAAUAUCUCAGUCUUCGACUAAAGACUCUUGAGUUUAUCUCUGUUGGCCGGAAAAUAAACAUGCAUAUCCCUUGAGAUAUUUUACCAAAUCAUUCAUUUUUCACUUAAUUUUUUAGAAACAAAUAUAUCUGUAAUUUAGAGCCCACAAGUACCAGAUGGCUAAACCCAUGACAAAGGUUGAAACCAUGUCUAAUGUCUUAUUGAUU